AUGACUGUUUUUUCGGUACCAAUUAAUUUACCAUUUUGGUACCAACCAUGUGGUAGUAAAAUUGAACCAGAUAAUUAUAAUUUAAAUAAUAUUGAGCAUGAAAUUAAAUCAAGUUUAAAUAGAAUGAAAUUACAACAUGGUAUUGCACUUGGUAGUUUUAAAAAAGGAAAUUAUGAAAAUAAUUAUGAUAAAGCUGGAAAUCAUAUUGCAAGGAAACAAUAUAUUCCACAUUGGAUACCAAAUGAGCAUGACAUAAGUUUAAUCAAACAACUUGAAGGAAAGACACUUAGAACGGUUGCUGAUCAUUUACCGGGUUUACAUACAGAUCUACAAAAAUUUUCAAUAGCCAUUGAAGAAAUGAUAAACGAUGAAAAUGAUUUAUCGAAAAAAAAUGCACUCGAACGUACAUUAAUGUUUUUACAAUCAUAUUUGUGUGAAGUUGAAACGACAAUUGUUAAUUUAUCAUUUUUAAAUAUACCAGAAAGAAUAAGUAGAAAUAUUAUGGUACAAAAAGAACGAGAUCCUGAGGAUUAUACAAGAAGAUUAGUUCGUGAUUGGGGAAUUUUAAUAAAAUACAAAGAACAUCUAAUAGCUUGGAAAAAAGUUCUUGAUUCUCAUUAA
Molecule: messenger RNA, 621 nt
Organism: Aphidius gifuensis
Lineage: Eukaryota; Metazoa; Arthropoda; Insecta; Hymenoptera; Braconidae
Exons: 3
Coding region: 1-621 (206 amino acids)
Source: RefSeq, a predicted model, not a curated record